Xenopus tropicalis (tropical clawed frog) is the source of this 2269-nucleotide messenger RNA. It is a transcript of the gene tuba1c, whose product is annotated as tubulin alpha 1c. The coding region runs from base 74 to 1423 and encodes 449 amino acids. Gene Ontology annotation, molecular function: structural constituent of cytoskeleton; GTP binding. Gene Ontology annotation, cellular component: microtubule; cytoskeleton. The record is from RefSeq and is marked provisional. Lineage: Eukaryota; Metazoa; Chordata; Amphibia; Anura; Pipidae. The transcript has 4 exons. Gene Ontology annotation, biological process: microtubule-based process.
UGAGAAGCCGCAAGCUGUGCUUUCCCAUUCCGUAAAACUAUCUGCUGUCUAACAGACCCCAUCCGAGUCAGUCAUGCGUGAGUGCAUCUCUAUACACGUUGGCCAGGCUGGUGUGCAGAUCGGCAAUGCCUGCUGGGAACUGUAUUGUUUGGAACAUGGCAUCCAACCUGAUGGGCAGAUGCCCAGUGACAAGACCAUUGGAGGAGGAGACGACUCCUUCAACACCUUUUUCAGUGAAACUGGAGCAGGAAAGCAUGUCCCCAGGGCUGUCUUUGUAGACUUGGAACCCACUGUCAUUGAUGAGGUGCGCACUGGCACAUAUAGGCAGUUAUUCCACCCAGAGCAGUUAAUUACAGGAAAGGAAGAUGCUGCCAAUAAUUAUGCCCGGGGGCACUACACAAUUGGCAAGGAGAUCAUUGAUCUGGUGCUAGACAGGAUUCGCAAACUGGCUGACCAGUGCACAGGUCUCCAGGGUUUCCUGGUCUUCCACAGCUUUGGUGGUGGUACUGGUUCUGGAUUCACCUCCCUGCUGAUGGAGCGUCUCUCUGUUGAUUAUGGAAAGAAGUCUAAGCUAGAAUUUGCCAUCUAUCCAGCUCCUCAGGUCUCCACAGCUGUGGUUGAGCCCUACAACUCUAUUCUCACAACCCACACCACCCUGGAGCACUCUGACUGUGCUUUCAUGGUAGACAAUGAGGCCAUUUAUGACAUCUGCCGCAGGAAUCUAGAUAUUGAACGCCCAUCCUACACCAACCUGAACAGGCUCAUUAGUCAGAUAGUGUCUUCUAUCACAGCCUCUCUGAGGUUUGAUGGAGCCCUCAAUGUAGAUCUCACAGAGUUUCAGACCAACUUGGUGCCCUAUCCCCGUAUUCACUUCCCUCUUGCCACCUAUGCCCCUGUCAUCUCUGCAGAGAAGGCUUAUCAUGAGCAGCUUACUGUAGCUGACAUUACAAAUGCCUGCUUUGAACCAGCUAACCAGAUGGUGAAAUGUGAUCCACGCCACGGUAAAUACAUGGCUUGUUGCCUGUUGUACCGUGGUGAUGUGGUACCCAAAGAUGUAAAUGCAGCUAUUGCCACCAUCAAGACAAAGCGUACCAUCCAGUUUGUGGAUUGGUGCCCAACUGGUUUCAAAGUUGGUAUCAACUAUCAGCCCCCAACUGUGGUUCCAGGGGGAGACCUGGCCAAGGUGCAGCGUGCUGUGUGUAUGCUGAGCAAUACCACUGCGAUUGCUGAGGCCUGGGCUCGUCUGGACCACAAGUUUGAUCUCAUGUAUGCCAAGCGUGCCUUCGUGCACUGGUAUGUGGGUGAGGGUAUGGAGGAGGGUGAGUUCUCUGAGGCCCGUGAAGACAUGGCUGCCCUGGAGAAAGAUUAUGAAGAGGUUGGUGCAGAUAGUGCAGAUGCAGAAGAUGAAGGCGAAGAGUAUUAAACUUUAUUCUGUUUUCCUCAAGUUGUGCCUUUCUAUUCCUGAAUUUCCCCUUCUGAAGUCUAACUUUUUUUUUUAAAAUAAAGCGCCAUUUUAAAUGUGGCUUUAAAGUGUGAAUUCUGUUGAAUUUCUGUAACUAUAGUUGUGCUCAGUUUUGUAAUUCUGGUUGAUAUUUGCCAAAGUUUGUUUUAAAAUGUGUUCUGCCUGAAUGUCCAUGCACUAAUAUGAAGUUUCUUUGCCCUCCAUCCAUUUUUUCUAGUCAGUCUCCCUCCCUUUGGUGCAAGCACUUAUAACUGUUGUACAUGCUACAUGUAUGCAGUUUUGCAGCUCCCCAAUAUAACAUGACCACCUGCAGUGUUCAUGUAAUCUUAUUUUGAAAAAAUAACUAUGGGUAUGGCAUCUGUUUAACAGAAACCUAUUAUACAAAAGCUCCGAAAACGGCAACUGUCAUUUCCCACAGUAAUAAUUGAAGAUCUUAAUUGCUGCCCGGUUUGCUGUUUCUCUGCAAUGUGACAGUGCCUUGUGGAUGCAUGUUCAUUUACACAACAUAAAUAGAUGUUGGUGGCAUAACAAGUAAAUUGGAAAUUUUAAUGUUUUUAUGUAAACAUCCCAAACCCAUCCUGAGGCUUAAAUGUUCUGAGAAAUUAAUUUUCUUGUGAUAAUCCGACAGCUGUAAUGCUAAAUUUGUUCAUUUUCCGAUGUAUAAAAUGUUUCAACAAACAAUGGGCAGAACACAUUUCUAACAUAAACCGUAGGGGGCAUAGAUGUGUAGCUCUCCUUCAGUAUGUUGAUUUGACAUUAAUGGUCAUUGUUCUGCAUGAUAUAAUAAAAGGGAUGUUGUCACACUAA